Oncorhynchus kisutch (coho salmon) is the source of this 2532-nucleotide messenger RNA. RefSeq names its product basic leucine zipper transcriptional factor ATF-like. The record is from RefSeq and is a predicted model, not a curated record. The coding region runs from base 399 to 815 and encodes 138 amino acids. Gene Ontology annotation, cellular component: nucleus. Lineage: Eukaryota; Metazoa; Chordata; Actinopteri; Salmoniformes; Salmonidae. The transcript is spliced from 3 exons. Gene Ontology annotation, molecular function: DNA-binding transcription factor activity, RNA polymerase II-specific; RNA polymerase II cis-regulatory region sequence-specific DNA binding. Gene Ontology annotation, biological process: regulation of transcription by RNA polymerase II.
GGGCAGGCGGGAGAGAGAGAGGUAUAGAGAGUGAGAGAGACAGAGAGAGAGAGAGGAAGGAAGGAAGGUAGGAAGGAAAGAGAGAGAGAGAGAGGUAUAUAUAUAUAUAUAUAUAUAGAGAGAGAGAGAUAGGUAGAGAGAGAGAGGUAUAUAUAGAGAGAGAGAGGUAUAUAUAGAGAGAGGUAGAGCGAGAGAGAGAGGUAGAGAGAGAGCGUGAGAAUAGAGAGAGUGAGAGAGAGAAGUUCUUUCUCAUUAAGCGACCAACCAGGUUCAGCUUAGCACACUGUCUGAACACACACACACACAGCGACAGCUUAGCACACUCUGUCUGAACACACACACACAAAUAAAAAGCAGAAGUGGUGAGAGGCACAGGGUUUGGGGCAACGUGGUUGGCUAUGGCUCACGGCUCUGACAGCGAUGACUCCAAUUACACCAAGUCUCCUUCGCCAGCGGGCAGCAGGCGGGGCUCCUCAGACAACAUAAAGAAAGUAAUGAGAAGAGAGAAGAACCGUAUCGCUGCCCAGAAGAGCAGGAUGAGACAGACCCAGAAGGCAGACAGUCUACACCUGGAGAGUGAGAACCUGGAGAAGGAGAACGCGGCUCUGAGGAAGGAGGUGAAGAAACUCAAAGAAGAAGCCAAGUAUCUCUCCUCUGUCCUGACUACCCAUGAGCCUCUCUGCACUGGCCUGCCCCCCCAGAUGACCCCUGACCUCAUCUACUCCCCCCAUCAUCACUCCGUCUCCCCCCACCAUCACGGGAGCAAUGUCUUCCACCACCAGCACAGCAUCGCUGUGUCGCACUUCCAGCACUGAUCACCACCGACCACCAGGUGGUGCUGAAAAGAGAAGCGGGAGAGGUUUACUGACCUUGAUAUAGUGGGUGAAGAGAGCCACUUGAACUAGCCUCGCUAAACCAGGUCAGUCUGGUGUCAAGAGGCUACACUUGAACAGGAUGAAGUUAAUGAAUGGUUUCUUUGUUUCAACUGGAACAGACAGCACUCAUGAAUGAUGUCUUUGCAUCAGAUCAACAAUUUUCUGAUAUUAAAAGAUGACAAAGACUUCUUUUACACAGGCAGCCAAAUUCUGAUCUUUUGCCCAAUUAGUGUCAAAAUGUCUGAUUGGUCCAAAAAAUAAUUAAUGACAAAAGAUCAGAAUUGUUUAAAGGCACAUAGAUGGUAAUUUCAAAUGUAUGUAUAUAACAUCUACAGGACAUAAAACCAGCAUGAUUGAAUGAUUCUUUAUUGUACUAUUGACAUUUAUACAACAAUGAAAUGAUUCCUUGUUUACGUUUCAAGUAAUUUAUUUAGGCCUAUUACAAUGUUUUGCCUCUAGGACUGGGACGAUACUAGUAUCACGAUACUUGUUAGUAUUGUGGCAAGGGAACAAAACACAAAGCAGAUUUAACUUCUUUAGAAAAACAGUCUUAAUGUUGGAAACGAACAUCACUAUGUUAUCAACCAGAUUCACAUGUAGUUAUUUUCCAGGCUAUUAUAUCACAACAUAUGUUCCAUAAAGUAGGUUUAGGACCAGGCUAUAUCACAACAUAUGUUCCAUAAAGUAGGUUUAGGACCAGGCUAUAUCACAACAUAUGUUCCAUAAAGUAGGUUUAGGACCAGGCUAUAUCACAACAUAUGUUCCAUAAAGUAGGUUUAGGACCAGGCUAUAUCACAACAUAUGUUCCAUAAAGUAGGUUUAGGACCAGGCUAUAUCACAACAUAUGUUCCAUAAAGUAGGUUUAGGACCAGGCUAUAUCACAACAUAUGUUCCAUAAAGUAGGUUUAGGACCAGGCUAUAUCACAACAUAUGUUCCAUAAAGUAGGUUUAGGACCAGCCUAUAUCACAACAUAUGUUCCAUAAAGUAGGUUUAGGACCAGGCUAUAUCACAACAUAUUUUACAUACAGCAGAUUUUUUAAAGGACCAAAGAAUCUGAUCUGGUUCGUGUUUUCCUUUUUUUACCAUAGAAAUAAAUAUCGCAAUACUGGUAUCAUCCCAGCCUUUAGUUUUAUUUGUGUGCAUUUCUCAUGUUCACGACUACCACUAUUGCAUAUGACUGAUUGGAGCAUUGACAAAUAGCUUGGAUUACUCAAUGAUGUGUACAUUAUUUUACUAUUUUCUCACAAAACAGCUGCUUUUCUAGUCUGAUUUGAAUACAUGUACAUUCUGCCUAAAGUGAAACAGUUUGAAAAUAACUUUGUUAACUCAAGAGUCUACGUUCGAAUCAUCUUGAAUUCGUAAAAAAAAAAAAUACAAUUAUUUAAUGGUCACAAGGUGGAGUCGUGUACCUAUAAGUAAUUAAGGGUAAGGCCUUGUUAAGGAACCGUAUGCAUUGUAUGCUCUGAUAUAAGUGAUUAUCUUAUAGACUGGUACUGAGACAGGACAUAAUAAAGGUGAAAUAAAUAAAAUGAAUACAGGUUUAGUUUACCAUCAGUGCUUGUACUUUUUAAAUGAAUUUCUUUGAAUGUUGUAUUGAAUUUUUUAAAUGCUGUCUUACUGUACAUUUAAAAAUAAAGAUAGAAACUUAGAAAUGGU